GAGGAAAAGCCUGGAGAGGACGAAAAAAGUCGGCAACAAGAAGGACCCCACCGCGAAAGCCGAGGAGCAAAGAACGAGAGCCGGUAACAGCAAUACGUCGUACAACGGCUCAAAGGACAGUAUCAGCCCGACGGAGAAAGCAAGAAUGAUGCCCAACAGCAGCCCGGGUGGCAGUUUGGAAAGACAAGGGAGGUUAACGGAAGGUAGCCCGAGACUAGAAAGGAAAGGUAGUCUGAGGUCGAGAGGAGAUAGCCCGCGGGGUACGAUAGAGAGGAACGAAAAGCUCGCGUCCGGCGAGAGUACCACGAGAUCUAAGGACGGCAGCCCGGCCAGGUCGCUGGAGAGGAGGGGGUCGGGAAGUAAGAACGUCCCCCUCCACGGUCACCACAACCCCCUGUUUGAGAAGCAGUGGCAGGAUGGAGAGGCUUCGCCGGGAUCGCCCACCAAGGGGGGGUAUGAAGGGGAGGGGACACAGAAGCCUGCCAGGAUGGUGAACAUGCUGAACGGAACGGCAGUAACGGCAUGAGCCCAGUGUCGCCGGUGUUUGUACAAAAGGAUCAGUUGCAGAACCUACCCCCUGACAUGGCAGUUCUGGAGAAGGAGAGGUCCCACAUGAUGGGGAAGGUCCAGGUCCUCACACGCAGGAUCUCUGAGAUCGAUGAGCAGAUGGAGGAGGCCAUGAGCGAGCUUGAGAUGGAGAGAGCCUUACUGGAGGGGGAGCACCAGUCUGAGAGGGAAGAACUACACCAUGAAGAACAACUCAUGGCCUCCCUCAAGUCCAGACAGGGGGACCUGGACGUCAGCGCAGAGAGUGAGAAACUCAAGAGGAGGAAGAAGGCUGUAGUUUCCUCACUGCAUGAUGGCCCAAAGGGUAAGAAGUCGGUGGAGGAGAAGCGACGUCAGCUGGAGCUGGUGAGGAAAAAGUACGAGGACACGCGCCAGCUACUGGAGAGAUGUCUGCCCAGUGAGCAGGACAGACUCAUGCAGCAGUACAAAAAGGAGAAGGAGUGUCUGGAGUACGAGCAGAAGUCGUUUGAGGACCUGGAGUUUCAGCAGCUGGAGUUGGAGAGUAAGGUGGAGGAGGAGAAGGAGGUCGUGCAACAACAACUCCUGGAGGAGGAGCAGCAACUUCAGGACCAGAUCCAGACCAGAAAGCAACGGCUGUUCCAGCUGGAGAGACAGCUGAAGGAAACCAUGCGCCAGUCACAGCAGGAGACAGCACGGCUGGACGAGGAAAGGAACAUCUACCUGGAACAGCUGCAACAGGCAAGAGAGCAGCUGGCUGAGGUGGAGAAGAGAUACUACAGCGUGUCUGGCAAGUCUCCCGCCCCGGGUCCCAAAUCUCCCAACAACAACAACCUCAGUAGCCCCAUCAGACACAGGUCCAACUCUGAGAAGCAGAACCAGCAGGCGCCCAAUGGCUCGGCGGCGUCCCCUGCGCCUGAGGACAUGCUGAGCCCCUCCCAUCGUGAGAUGGACACCACGCCCAAGUCCAGUAAGAGUCUUCCCAGGGACGCCUUCCGCAGACAGGUACAGGUGGACGUGCACAGGUCACAGAACGAACAAGUUUGGGAGGCUAUCCGGCGUCAGAAGGAGAUGAACCCAGGCCAGCCUGCCCAGCCGGACGCCUGGAGCAUGUCCAGUGUGGAGAGUGUGGAGACUGUUAACUCUACCAACUGUUCCAUCAGCUCACCCGAGAAGGACUUGUCAGGGCAUGACCUGGAGAAGUUGGUUGAACUGGAAGCAAUGCUGGCAGAAGCUCAAGCCAAGAAGGAAAGGCUGUUAGUGGAGAAACAGAGACACAGAGCUGCCAAAGCCGCGGCGCUAGCUCUCGCCAACGGCUCCAAGUCCAAGAUGAACGGCAGCAAGCUUCCCACCAUCGAGCCGGCCAACCGGACGGACCCGUCGCCCAUGGCAACACCAAUCACCAGCCCCGUACGAGCUUCCGAUCACACCCCCGCUUCCGGUACCCCCUCGAGUGUAGGGGGGGGUCUGACGCCUGACGUGGUGAGCCCCACAAGUCCGGACGUAGUUGGUUCCCCUCCGGAAGUGAAACUGAGAGACAAGUCUUCCCUGGUGUCCCCAGAGGUGAGACAGAAAGUCCCUACUAAGAAGUCAGUGCGGGUUGUACAACCGGAGCCAGACAGUUCUGGCUUGCCGCCGGCCUCGGGGAGAACACUACCCAUGUACUCCCGUAAUUCACGACCCAUGACGCGGUACCUUCCGCAGACGAGCAAAGACUUCGAUCUCCGCACGCACAUUGAGUCCGGCGGCCACAGCCUGGACCUCUGUCCGCACGUCGCCGUCACCAAGACCAGCUGCCGAGGCUUCCUGGUCAAGAUGGGCGGACGCAUCAAGACCUGGCGCAAGAGGUGGUUCGUCUUCGACCGCACUUCUCAGACGUUCAUGUACUACCCCGACCGGCACGAGAGGCGCGCCAAGGGGGGCAUGAGCUUCAAGACGAUACAGGACGUUUACAUCGACCACCUGUGCCCGUUCAAGAGUCCCAACCGUACGCUGACGUUCUGUCUGAAGACGACUCACAGAGUGUACUACCUGGUGGCACCGUCGGCUGAAGCCAUGAGAAUAUGGAUCGACGUGAUAGUAACCGGUGCGGAGGGCUACCUCACGUUUACUAAGUGAGCGUAAUAUCACCCUAGACACCCUCGUUCACUUUUAUAUCACCAGGUUGUAGCUCAAAUCACUCAUUUUUAUAAGUUGUGCCAUCUUUUCCAAAACUGUUCCAACUUCAAUUUUCAUGUAGAGCGACUUUUACGAGGCUUAAUAUCAACACUUGUUGUAAAGAAGUUGGAGUAAGCUUCUUGAUACAACAGUUACAAAGAAGUUGACUGCAAAAAUUCUUAAGGUUUUCUUACGGUACAGGGUUACGCAGGAGGACAUUCACUUCUUGUUAAUAUCGACGGAGAAGAAAGCUACAUCUGAGUUUGAGCUUGAAUGAAAGUAACAGCUCAUAGAUGCAAGGUAUGGAAUAAGGGUAUGUCUGCUUGUUGAGCGAUGCAUAAUAGCACUGUAUGCUGUUGAAAUUGAAGGAGUAGAGGUGGCUGGAAGUAAAGCUGUACAGGAAGGAACUAUUGUACAGGGGGGCUUGUAUAUCUAAGGUGUGCUGCUAGCCUUUUUAACAAACAUUUCAUCUGUGCGUUGGUGACGGUGGGACUCGCAAUGUGCCAGAAAAAAAAAUACAGUCUUUGUAGCAUUACAAGACAAAGAAUAGGUCUUGACAAACACAAAUUCUUUCAAAGAAAAGAUAUUUUACUAUUCUAUAUAAACUUCCAACAACUACAACAAAAUACAGUGACAUGGUUGAAGUACAUGUUACUUUUUCUAGAUAUUUCUCCAAGCGUCUCCCUGCAAAAAAAGGGGGAUUUUUGAUGAUGUUUUUACAUGUUCUGUGCAAUGAUACUAUUUGGUGUUCGUCACCUGAUUUUAGUUUCACGAAAGAAUUGGUCGUUUAGUAUUUUUUAGUCGUAUGAAUAUAGGAAUUGCUUUUUAUCACGUUUAAGUCACUGUUUUUAAAGGUAGUUAUUUACAAAGAGUAUUUCAGUGCUUGUUACCGUUGUCAUAUAGACUCAUACCAUUAAAUGCCAGUACAAUUGUAAUAAGUUGUAUUUGUGUAUUGUACGUGUAUCUACAAAAAAAAAAAACUAAUGACUCGAAAAUACAAACAAUACUAAUGUUAUUUAUCACCUGAACUAAUAGACAAGUUUAAGUAAUAUUUUUAUACAGUCAGAACUGCCUCUUUCUCUAUAAGCUACCACCUGUAUGUUUGUAUUGCGUUCUUAACCAUACGUCGUGCCAUGAUAGUAGAUAAGAAACGUUACAUUUUGUAAAAGAAGACUUUUUUGAAUGGUGCCUCUGUUGCAAUAACUCAGUGCUAAAGCUCUAACAGUAGGGAAAAUCAUGUGGUGCUGGUUUUGAACUAUUUUUGACCCAAAAUGCAUAACAAUAACCAUUGCUAGAAUGAUUUUCAUGUGUAUACUGCCUCUCGUGCCCAAAAGCGUUUGAAAUUCAAACAGGUUUUCUGUCAUAAAUAUGUAAUGAUGCUUCCACACAGUACAUGUGUAUGUAUGUUCUACAGUCGAAAGGCACUUUUAUGUUUUUUAUCAAGAAUUAUUUUAAUGCACAUAUUAUAGCUUACCUUCGCAAGCUUUAUUUAGUGCUCACUGGGAACAGUUUCCAGUGGACUGGACAUGUGAACUCUAUGAGGGUAUUUGUGAAAGGGAGUGUACACGAAGUAUCUUUUUCUUGGAAGGUUGAACAGGAGUUAAAACUAGAAGAAAAGGUUGAUUUCACCUGAAUGAUAGGAGUUUGUUUCUUUUUGGAACAGAUAUGAGCGAAGUGGUGAAAUGUUAGUGCAUCGAAGGUGGCGGUUGCGUGUCCGGAGCUCACUCUUGCCAUAUAUACGUACGCAUAUUAUACAUAUUAUAUAUCCUACCGCUGAGCACUGUACACUGUGACUUUGUAGUGGGCUUUGUAAAAAGGAAUUAUUUACCAUUCAUUAUUAUAAGGCUUAUGCAAUUGUACAAUUUGACAUGACAUCAACUAAAUCAACUAAUAAAAUCACAAAGGGA
Branchiostoma belcheri (Belcher's lancelet) is the source of this 4589-nucleotide messenger RNA. Its product is annotated as pleckstrin homology-like domain family B member 2. The coding region runs from base 523 to 2643 and encodes 706 amino acids. The transcript is spliced from 15 exons. The record is from RefSeq and is a predicted model, not a curated record. Lineage: Eukaryota; Metazoa; Chordata; Leptocardii; Amphioxiformes; Branchiostomatidae.